UUUUCCCUCCAAGACGACCAGAGCACAAAGACACACAAACUGUCAGUAGUCUGCAAUCUUCCCAUCAAAGGAGGCCCUCUCCUUUUCAUCCGACUGCCUAGCCCUGCAGUAGCAUUUCAAAAGGGGGGGGGGGGGGACGAAAAGACGAGGAAUCCAUAUUGGAAAAAUCACAAUGGAGCCAACCUCUCUCAGAACGACGCUGUAGGAGAGCAGAGCUCCCAGGGGCUUUAUCUCACCUCCGCACACCUCCGCUAUCGUGCGGCCCCCGCCUCGACCCGCCUCCCCCUUCACCUCAGAGGCCCAAUCAAGCUCCCAAACACCCCCAUAACUGUCACGUCUGGCUGUUACUCACCCCCCAUAACACCGCCUCUCACUCCCCCAAUCGCGCUGCGCCCCGCUAAAUGAUGCAAACCGCCAUAUUAAUCUGCCCAUAAACCAGGGCUUUGACGUGGCUGUAAAAAAGGAUAUUCCAUCGUGAUUUAUGGCGCCGACGAGGGAGCUGGAACGCGUCCUUUUUACAGCUCGCUCGGCACUAUUUGGUCGUGCAUCCGUCAAACCCUCGGUUCACUCCCGGCACGCCAACCUCGGCGGUCAGCCCCGCGGUGAGGGAACGUGGGCGAGACGCAGGGAGUGGUCCGGAGAACUUUCCUGCUCUCCCUCUUCCUCUCCCUCUCUCUUUCUCUCGCCCCCUAUGUCUCUCACGCCCUCCCUCCCUUCCUCCCUCCCUGUCUCCCUCCCUGUCUCCCUCCCUCCCUGUCUCUCUCUCUCUCGAGCGUUCUCUUUGCAAAGCCUUGGCCCGGCUAAACCUCUUGUGGAUGUCCUUUCCUGUCUUCGCUACGCAAACUGAGAGGCUCUGUGGCGGGUGCUGUUUACCGAGAAGAGCUGAUGGAUCAGCCUCAAAGGUUUACGUUGGCCCUCACGAGACAGGGCACUGGAGUGUGUGUGUGUGUGUGUGUGUGUGUGUAGUCCUCAUCGUCCCCACUCUCUCUCUCUCUUUCUCUCUCUCUCUCUCUCUCUCUCUCUCUCUGUCUCUCUCUCCUCCCCCUUCCUUGCCUCUCUCUUUUACCGUCUGUGCUCAUUCACCCCAAAACCUAAACAUGGAAUAGAACCGCAGUACCCAGAAUGCACGACAGUGCAUAUACGUAUGGUACAUGCAGGGAACAACAACAGUCAGACACUUCCAGCUGUGUUCACGACAGUAAGACAGACGAGACCAUCAAUUAUGAGUUAACCUUUCAAAGAAUGUAUUAAAGCAUCCAUGAACGUGCAAAGUUUUACUUCACUGAAUUGAAAGUGAAUGGAGCAAGAUCUUGGUACACGUCUUGUCUCACAGUGUAAUGGUUUUGGUCCGCCCUAGGGUCACGCGAAACAGGAUCUCAUUACACCAAACAGCCUUGGGAAGAGCCAUUUACAUUCGCAGUUAAUACUCAAGUUCUCUCUCUGUCGUUUAUAUUUGACCCCAUAACAUUGAAAUGAAAUGAAGAUUCUUUAUGAUUAGAAUCAUAAUGAAGACAUCUGUUCUGGACACAAUAUUUGUCAUGGUAUAGGGAUUGAUCGAUGUAUCUUGUCUCUGUUUUGGAGUGCUUAGCCAGUAGCCAUGCUGAAGAAUGGUCGAUACACAGUAGAGUUGAAUUCACAGUGGGUAGGAUUAUAUGGGUGUGGUCCUACUGAAUGCUGUUUAUCAUACAGAUUCUAAAACCCAACAACCAGCUGCCGAUCCUUGGAACUACACCAGGUUUCAGGAAAUGUAGUCUUUGACCAGGUGCAGCAACAGGGAACUCUGGGAAUCACGAUGACAGAUGAUGACCAGCAACCAGAUACCUUAAACCUUCCUCAGGGAAAAGUACAAUAUUUUCUGUAUUGGUAAUAUACCUGAAGUCAAACCACAAAAAGAUAGUAGGCCUAUGGGAAAUGUAGUUUUCUAUCUCUCUACAUUCAAAUGGCUUGCCAAGAAAAAAAAAGUGUCAUCUUUAUAAAGCAGUGGUUGUUCAUCAUGAUCAUGAAUGCUGACCAACACAUGAUCAGAGCUCACUUUCUCUCCAUCUCUCUCUCCGUCGCCACAGUGCCAGGAAACUUGGGGUGUUUCAAGGACAGCGGGGACCCGCCCACUCUGACAGGAAGCAGCGAGACGUCCAAUAAGCUGACGAUCCAGAACUGCAUAAGCUUCUGCAGGAAGCAGAGAUACUCGCUGGCUGGGAUGGAGUCUGGUUACGCCUGUUUCUGUGGAAACGAUCUGGACCACCGUCGCCAUGGCAAAGCGCCCAGCAUGGAAUGCAACCACGUGUGCUUUGGGGACCACACCCAACCCUGUGGAGGGGAUGGAUGGGUCAUCAUCUUUGACACCCGUGUGGGGGCCUGUGGGGGGAACUACUCGGCCCCCUCGGGGGUGGUGUACUCUCCAGACUUCCCAGACAAGUACGGGGCGGGCCGGGUGUGCUACUGGCCCAUCCAGGUCCCCGGGGCCUCCGUCAUCCUCUUCAACUUCACCUUCUUCGACAUCUCCGACCAGACCGACAUGGUGGAGCUGCUGGACGGAUACACCAAUCAGGUGGUGGCGAGGUUCGAUGGGCGGAGCCCGCCGCGGGAACUGGUCAACGUCACGGGGGAUUUCGUCAUCCUGUACUUCUAUUCGGAUCGGACCAAUCAGGCGCAAGGAUUCGCUGUCCUCUACCAAGCUUUGCAGGGCCAGGGCCUCCGACCCAUGGACGAGGGAGAAGAGGGCGAGGAAGAGGUGGACGCCAGCACCAGCCAGCCUCCGCUGGAGGGCGUGACGGAGAAGUCCAACGUCAGCGGAAACGGCCGCUCGUCCCAGAUCUUCUACGUGAUCACGUCCAGCCCCGACAAGCCUCCGAGCAACAUGCCAGGUCAGCAGGCCAGCAACCACCACACCAUGUGGACCAUCUACGCUCUGGCAGCUCUGCUCACCCUGACUGUGAUCGUCAUGGUAGCCAAACUACUGCUGCACAUCGCAGUGAAAUCUCCCAGCAUCCCCACCAUCAGCGGCUCUGAGAGCUGCAGCCAGAGUGCCGCGUCGGAGCCCUGGAUCAUCCUGUACCGCCCCUCCACCAUCUCCCUCUUCAAGAAGAAGCUCAAGAACCACCAUGGAGAUCUCAGCCCCCUGGUGGGCAACUAGGGGAACUGCAUUCCCCGGUCUCCCGCCACCACCACCACUACCACCAAAUACUACCACUACUGCUACACCCUGUACCAGGGCCGAGAGGGAGCGCUAGGCUAGGCUAGGCUACGCUCCUACAGUGAGACUCUAGGGGGCGCUAAGCUAACAGGCUAACAAGCUAACAAGCUAAAGACUAAGUGACUUCCGCCACCAUGGCCUCUUGGAGGCCCAAGGAGACCUGGAGCUCUGCCCAGAGGGAUGAAGGGAGGGGGGAGACAGACAGGCCUGUCUGCUGUGUGGAGGAGAGGGAGAGAGGAGGAGGGGAAGGAUUAGAAGGGCAUACAGUACAGCGCGAGGUGGACGGAUAGACAGAGAGAUGCGAGGCGAUCCAGACCAACAAACACAGACAGACAGACAGACAAAUGGGGUGUACUGCAGGGUCAUGCUUUUACGGGACUCCGUCUCCAUCCUCCAUAGACUCCUGAGAGGUCAGGCAGUUUCCCUUCAGAGACACGGCCAGUCAGCCCUAGCCUGUAGGAGAAGUCCACCAAUCUCACUGAAACUGCAAGACACAAAAUGGCUGCCAGACCUCUCUGGGAGCCUGCAUCCUCACUGAAACUGCAAGACACAAAAUGGCCGCCAGACCUCUGCGGAAGCCAGCAGUGUUUCAGAGAGAACUGGGCCGAAUCCUAAUCAUUACCAAAAGGGAGAAGACACCAUGACGACACACAGAAUAGGCUACUCUUAGAAACACCUCGAUACCCCAAAACCAGACAGCCACGGGCAGGUGAAGGACACCGCCCACCUCACCCCCCAACUGCUGGUCAUUCAAUAAACACUUAGACUCUCCCACUGUUCAUGUGUUACGAUGGGAGUGCUCACAGAACUCCCUACUGAUUGAGGAUGGAGGGAUGAGAUAUGGGAUGGAAGGAUGGAAAAAGGGAUGGAUGGAUAGUGGAGGGGUGGCUCAUCAGAAACAGGAUUUACGUUCUGUGAUCUUGCAUGGCCAUUAGCAGAUGGAUCAGUGGUCUGUCCUGUGCGGGAGAGGGAGGGGGGGUUAGGAGGGGGGGCAGAUGUGGGUAGGGAAGGCGGGGUGUCUGAUGUGCGCUGAAGUGCCUUGAGGGCGUCCUCAUCUCCAAUCCCAGACCUGUCUUCUGAAAACAACCGGGACUUUGGCAUUACAGAGAUUUAUUAUGGGACUGGCUUUUAAAAUGUUUUUUUUCUAUUUUGUUCAUGUGUUGUUUUCUCCUUAUGUGCCCCUAAAUGUAGUAAACUUAACAUUACUGGACGUCUUGUUCUGGUUAUGUUGCCGUUUAUUAACUAAAGGGGGAUGGUGUUGGAUUGUUGUUGAAUUCCAUGUGGUGAAUGAUGACAUUAAUUCCUGACGUUUUCAUGUCGCGUCUCUGCAAAGCAAGGCAGUGAUCCAUCAGGGUUUUUAUUGUUCACGAUCAUCAACUGCAGCUUGGCUGUGAGGUUGAGGCAUUCAGAGAAUACGUUGCACAUUCCCCACGUUCACUGGACUCACCAGACCCAAGCUAUUCCCUCGAAGCUCAGAAAGGAAAACGAGAAGCUGUGUGGAUGGUUGUGCGUGUGUCUGUGUGUGCGCGCGCAUCCGUGUGUGUGUGCACACGAGUGCGUGUAUGCAUGUGUGUGUUGGUGUGGGGGUGUGUAUGACAGCAAGUUCAGAAACUGUGUCGGUUUGGUGUUUAACGGUGACAUUUCUAGCAGUGACACCGGUGUUGAAAGGUCAGCCACCCUCGACACGUCACACACACUCCUGAAUUACACUUCCUGGACAGUCUUCCGAUUCCCUGUCAAGAUGACUAUUUGGAACAAAAAUUGUCAUGAAGGAGCACAUUUCUCCUUCACGUCCUUACGAUAGCGCUUAUUCAGCUCAGCACUGCGCCUCCUCUGGAACCAACUCCAAACUUUGCAUGUAUUGAGCACGUGCAAAAACAGGGCAAGGGUCCGUAUGCAAAAUGCGCCAUCACAAUGGAAUCUGAAGCCUAGGGUUUACUGUAGGGGAGACUUACUUUGUGAUGGGGGCAGGGGGGGUGGGAUUGGGGGUGGGGGGAAGAUGUGCUCUCCGCUGGAGGAGUGAUCUGUACUGCACGGCCCUGCCGAAUCCUCUCCAACUCACGUUCAUCUUUGCAAGGGAAGAGCACCUGUCCUGUGGUCUGUGAUGUUCACAACACCCCAUGCUUACACAGAUGGGAGGCAGAGAGGGAGGGAGAGAAAAAGAGGGUGAGCGAGAAAGGGAAAGAGAAAAAAGGGGAAAGAAAGAGAGGAUGAGAGAGAUGGGGGGGGGGGGGGUGCAGUAAACGAGUCCUCUUCACAUCCCAAAGAAGUUAACCCAAACUGACAGUUUGAAUCAAGCAAGGUCAAGGUCAUAUCUGGUUAGAUAGCCUGGUAAAUUAUGCAAACUUCCAUUUUGUCUCCUGUCCUUCAUGGAAAAUUCCAUAGCUCUUUCUCCAUGGCUUUUGUCGCUUACUUUGUUUCCUCGAGUUGCAUCAGAGAUCUCCUGCAAUAAAAAUCCCUUUGUACAAGGAAGAAAAACGAUUCCGAGCGGCGAAAUGUCCUUAAAUUGUAAAUAAGGAAUAGUGCAAAUUUUAAUUUAUACAGUAAAUUAUUGUUUAUAUUUUGUAUGUGAAUGGGACAUAAUCUAUCUUUUUUAUAAGUGAAGUACCUUUGUAGUUGUAUUUAAUGUGUUUAAAUGUGGUUGCUAAAUAAAUACUGCAUGUUUCCUAAA
This is a messenger RNA of Hypomesus transpacificus, 5864 nucleotides long. RefSeq names its product kringle containing transmembrane protein 1 (gene kremen1). The record is from RefSeq and is a predicted model, not a curated record. NCBI's taxonomy places the organism in Eukaryota, Metazoa, Chordata, Actinopteri, Osmeriformes, Osmeridae. Bases 1940 to 3133 code for a protein of 397 amino acids. The transcript has 6 exons.